AUGGAAAAUCAGAACAAUGUCACUGAAUUUGUCUUCUUGGGGCUGUGGGAGAAUAAGCAAAUGGAGCUAUUCUUCUGUUUCUUGUUCCUGCUCUGUUACUUGGCAGUCUUAAUGGGGAACUUCAUCAUCUUACUCACAAUCACCUGCAGUCAUCUAAUUGGACAACCAAUGUACUACUUUCUCUGCCACCUCUCCUUCAUGGAUAUAUCCUUCACCACUGUUGUAGUUCCCCGGCUAAUCAGAGACUUAGCCUCAGAAAGAAAAAUCAUUUCCUAUAACAACUGUUUAACCCAACUCUUCACCUUCCACUUGCUGGCAGCUGUGGAAAUAUUAAUCCUGGUGUCUAUGGCUUUUGAUCGCUAUGUUGCCAUUGUCAAGCCCCUGCACUACAUGGUCAUCAUGAACUGGAAGAGGUGCAACAUGCUGAUUGUCAUGGCCUGGGGUGUGGGUUUUUGGCACUCAAUGGCUCUACUGCUCAUGGUCCUCAAUUUACCUUUCUGUGGCCCUAAUCAGAUCAAUCAUUACAUGUGUGAUGUGAAGCCUCUUCUGAAACUGGUCUGCAGAGAUAUUCAUGUUGCUAGCGUCUUAGUUAUUGCCAAUUCAGGGUUGUCAGGAGCUUUAAUUUUUCCUGUCCUGAUGACUUCUUACAUACUCAUACUGUACAAUCUUAGGACACAUACCCCUGCAGCACGACACAAAGCUCUCUCAACUUGUAGCUCUCACAUAAUGGUUGUAGCUUUGUUUUUUGUGCCUUGUCUCUAUAUCUAUGCUGUUCCUGCUGAAAGUGAGAUCAAAGACAAGGAAAUCUCUGUGUUUUACACUGUUAUUAUCCCCAUGCUGAAUCCUUUCAUCUAUACACUGAGAAAUAUGGAGAUAAAAAUUGCCUUGAAAAAGGUAUGGUCUCAAAUGGCACAUUUAGAAUUAGAGAUCUCAGAUAGGGUCCUAGGUGUUUGGGGAGCACUUUUAGAAAAUAAGUCAUCACAACAGCAAGCAAAUGAGAAAUUUGAAGAUAAACUCAGGGUGGAUCAGAGACUAUUAGCUUGCUAG
Choloepus didactylus (southern two-toed sloth) is the source of this 1047-nucleotide messenger RNA. RefSeq names its product olfactory receptor 4P4-like. The transcript is spliced from 3 exons. The record is from RefSeq and is a predicted model, not a curated record. Gene Ontology annotation, biological process: G protein-coupled receptor signaling pathway. The coding region runs from base 1 to 1047 and encodes 348 amino acids. NCBI's taxonomy places the organism in Eukaryota, Metazoa, Chordata, Mammalia, Pilosa, Megalonychidae. Gene Ontology annotation, cellular component: membrane. Gene Ontology annotation, molecular function: olfactory receptor activity; G protein-coupled receptor activity.